CCCACCUCCCCAGGCGCUCGCAGCCCCUCUCUAACAGGUGGCUCGGUGCCUGCCCCGCUCCCCGGCGGCUCCUGCGCCUCUCUCCUUCUCCUCGCCGCCGCCUAACAGGUGGUGGUGCCGCCGCCGCGCCUUCCUCCGUCCAGCGGGCAUGGGGAACCAGGUGGAGAAGCUGACCCAUCUCAACUACAAGGAAGUUCCCACGGCCGACCCGACAGGUAUGGACAGAGAUGAAGGGCCCAGGAUCGGGGUCUCCUACAUCUUUUCGAAUGACGAUGAUGAGCUGGAGCAGCAGCAGGAUUCGGUGCAUGACCUGGGGGGUGAGAACCCUGCCCUGCAGCCCUACGAUCCCCAGCUGCACGAGGUGGAGUGCUCAGUCUAUUACCGGGAUGAGUGUAUUUACCAGAAGAGCUUUUCAGAGGAGGACACGCAGCUAGAGGAGGGUGAUGAAGGUGGUGGGGGGCAUCUGAGCACCUACACCCCGGAGAACCUGCUGAAUAGGUGUAAGCCAGGUGACCUGGUGGAGUUCGUGUGCCAAGCCCAGUAUCCGCACUGGGUGGUCUAUGUGGGGGAUUUCCAAGUUGUGCACCUCCAUCGGCUGGAGGUGGUGAACAGCUUCCUGACCGAUGCCAGCCAGGGCAGACGCGGCCGCAUUGCCAACCAGCUGUACCGCUACAAACCCCUCAGCCCGGCCGUGGUGGUGCGCAAUGCCCUGGAGCAGGUGGGCUGCAAGGACCGGGACUUGAGCUGGAGAAACUCGGAGUGUUUUGCUGCCUGGUGCCGAUACGGCAAGCGAGAGUUUAAAAUCGGCGGGGAGCUGCGCAUCGGCAAGCAGCCCUACCGAUUGCAGAUCCGGCUGGGGGACAAGCGCAGCCACACGCUGGAGUUUCAGAGCCUGGAGGAUCUGAUCAUGGAGAAGAGGAGGAAUGACCAGAUUGGUAGGGCUGCUGUGAUCCAGGAGCUUUCCAGCCACCUGCAGGCUGCAGAGGAGGAGGAAGAGGAGGAGGAAGACCAUCAUCAUCCAGGUGCUCAGACUGCUGUGGAGUAGCAGCCUCAGCACCACCAUUCUGCUUAGCCUGGGUGAUGGGGAUUAAAACUGAAGGCUUCGAAAUUGAGCUGUUAUAAGCCCUUUGGGCUGCUUCGGUGCAGCUUCAUUCCAAUCACAUGUGAAAGGAAGGGGGAAAGCUGCUUAAGUGUCUGUGCUUUAGUGCUUAACUCCUUCAGUGCUUGAUGAUAAAACCCCUGACUUAUUUGUAGAGGAUAAAACUCAGGGCAAUUCUACCCCUCUCCUCUCAUACUUCUUUCCCUUCCUCUCUGCCAUAUUCACACAUAGCCUUUUCCUCAACCAUCUGCCAGUAGGCCUGACCCUACAAGAUGCUAAAUGCCUUUGACACCUACUUAUCAGCAGAAGUUAAUAGUAUUUAAUGCCAUUAAGAAGUAGCCAACGACUUCCAGGACAUGACCAUGUAGCUCUGAACAUGAGGAUAUUGUUUUCCCUUCUCUGCUACUGUUUCUCUUCAGCUGUGGCUGCUGUUGGUAUUGCAAGGAGCUGCUUCUCGCCUGGUUGAAGGCUUUGUGGGUUUGGUAACCAGCUCCCCAGAAGGUGUAAGGCAGAAAUCUCCACUGAUUUUAAUGAAAUGGGUUUGAUGUGCCUGGUGCCUUCUUAAUUGAUGGGAGGUUGCAGGUGGGCUGGGGGACCUUCUCCUUUGCCGUCAGCAUGUGGUUUUGGGGACAUAAAAUAUAUUUGUUGCCAACAGGUGUCAGGGAAGGAAGUUUGCCAGCCCAGUUGUACUCUGCUCACUGGUGUGUGUUGGGACUCCUACAGGCAGAUGCUGAGCUGUGUCAGGGCUCAUUACAGGCUGCCUUGGCUUCUCCUAAAGCAAGUGGCAGAGCUCCUGAUUAUGUCUGUAAUGCACACAGAAGCAGUAGAGGCAGGUUGCUUAUGUGUAAGAGUAUGUCUUGAGUAAGCUGUCCCUCAAGAGGGUGACCUCUUGGCUGGGUGCUUCUGGCUGUGAAGCGUGCCACAGGUUCUGCCCCACAGUGAACGCAGCUGUGAUGGAAGGGAGCGCAGGCUGGAAGACAUUACAGGACUGCAAGGGCUUGGGUGUUCCAAAGCAGUUUCCUCUUCAUUAGGGAUUUCGUAUUUCUUGGUUUUUUGUUUUUUUUUGCUAAUUUCGAUGGUAUGCAGCUGAGCUAUAGCAUUAGAGGGGAGGACAUACCUCCAAAGUUGUGCAAGUCCUUCAGGAAGGGGGAGUGCAGUGCUGCCUGCCCUGAAUAUUCCCUGAACUUUUAUUCAGCUGUUGAACUGAUCUCUCACACAGGCAGCCCUAUCAGAUCUUUGUCCUGGGAUCUGGGGUGUGUGAACAAGCACUGAUUUGGAGGCAGUUUCUAAUUGAAAAUUCCUUCCCCUUAAAACCCAAUAUGAUGAUGUGAACUUGAAGAUAAGCUUGAGUUCAUUUAAGUAAUGGAAACUAACAGUGUGAUGUAAACUUGAAGCAUAAUUAAUAUGGUCUUCCCCGAAGCUGUUUACAGUUAUACCACAAAUAGCAAAGUACUCCAUGUCCUUUCCACCUCUGUGACAGGAGCAAAGUUUGUUGUUUAAGAAUAAGUAGGUACAAGCUUUUGAUUAGUUAACACUAUAUGAAGCAACAUUGCCAAUUUGAGCCAAGUGGAUUGUGGUGUCAUGUUUUCUGCCUAAAAUCUACAAGCUAAGAUUUGGCCUGUGAAACACAAAUCCAGGGGAGAGUUUAAUAGCAAGCUCCCUUAGAAUGCUAUAGCUCAGGUGCCUGCACUAAGUGUGGCUUUUUCCACCAAUAUGCAAUUGAGUUAUACUCAGGUUACUGUGGUUGUCAAGCAGAUGUCUAACCUUGUUGUGAAAGCAUAUCUACCCAUAUCUGAUCGUGAUAGGGUUAAUAUGUGGAUGUCUGCACACAGGUUUUGUACAACUACUAGUAACUACUGAAAGCUGGAAUGAUCACUGAGACAGUCUGAAAAAGAGUGAAGGAGAGUCUGUCUGUUGUACUUCUGACUGAUAUGAGACAACAGAUUAUCUAGACCAUGAGCGAAUGUCUAGCUGUGGUUUCUUUCAUACUGAAACCUUGUACAUAACAAAGUUUAUUUCACUGUGUAAUAUAGCUAUGUAAAAUAAUAUUUUCCUAGAGAUAUUUUUGGAAGUUUAAAAAAAAACCUUCAUAACCUUGCAUUUGAAAGUAAAUUGUUAUGCACGUUAUUUUCCAGUUCUCUGAAUGGGUUUAUUUUUCAUUCAUGAUCUAAAGUAUAUUCUAGGUCAUAAAAUAUUGAAACUGGUAUAAAUGUCAAAUAUUAUGUAUCUACAGGGUACUAAACAGUAAACUAGUUGUGAAAAUA
Passer montanus (Eurasian tree sparrow) is the source of this 3363-nucleotide messenger RNA. RefSeq names its product LRAT domain containing 2 (gene LRATD2). The transcript has 2 exons. The record is from RefSeq and is a predicted model, not a curated record. Bases 149 to 1045 code for a protein of 298 amino acids. Lineage: Eukaryota; Metazoa; Chordata; Aves; Passeriformes; Passeridae.